Messenger RNA from Colletotrichum spaethianum, 708 nucleotides. RefSeq lists its product as uncharacterized. Bases 1 to 708 code for a protein of 235 amino acids. Lineage: Eukaryota; Fungi; Ascomycota; Sordariomycetes; Glomerellales; Glomerellaceae. The transcript has 2 exons. The record is from RefSeq and is a predicted model, not a curated record.
AUGAGUGAGAGUAGCUUGCAACGCGCCCUCCGCGGCGGCUGCCAGUGCGGGCGCAACAGUUACAUCAUCGACGUCCCUCAGGCCACCACUGAGAGAGCGCAGGUGCUCUUUCACACCGACUCCAUGCACACCGCCAUGAUCCGCGUGCCGCUCUCGUGGUAUCGCAGCUCGACUCACGCCUUCUUCCCGGACGAAAAGUACUCGACGAUCCGCCGUGUCUUUGAAUCCUCGUCGAAUCACCCGUCCAAGAGGCACUUCUGCGGCUUCUGCGGUACGCCCUUGUCCUACUGGACGGAACGGCCCCAGACCGAAGCCGACUACAUCCAUCUGACGCUGGCAAGCCUCCGAGGCGAGGAUCUAAGAGAUCUGGAAGACCUGGGGCUGAUUCCCGAGUUCGAAGAGGCGGAGAAGCAGCCCGCAGUCCCGACAACGACCACGGUAGUUGGACGGGAGACCCGCGGCGUCCCGUGGUUUGAGAGUAUGAUCGAGGGGACCCGUUUGGGCAGUCUGCGUCACAGCCAAAUCGUUGACCACAGCAAAGACGGGAAGAUCAGGGUCGAGUGGGAGAUUGUGGAGUGGACCGACUCGGACGAUGUCAACGACGUGGCUCCAGCGGCCGAAGAUGUUGACAUGACGGCGAGCCUUCCUGGGAAACGUAAGAUGGGAGAUCGAGAUGAUACGGAUGCGGCUGUGGACGCCGUGCAGUGA